This is a messenger RNA of Micropterus dolomieu (smallmouth bass), 556 nucleotides long. RefSeq names its product THAP domain-containing protein 6-like. The coding region runs from base 83 to 502 and encodes 139 amino acids. Lineage: Eukaryota; Metazoa; Chordata; Actinopteri; Centrarchiformes; Centrarchidae. The record is from RefSeq and is a predicted model, not a curated record. The transcript is spliced from 3 exons.
ACGCCCUAUUGGCCGCUGGGCGCAAGAAAUGCGGCCGCCAUCUUGAACCGGUCAUACUCGUUGCGCAACUGAAGAAAGCAGGAUGCCAGAGCACUGUGCAGCAUACUCAUGCUCAAAUCGGCGGACCAUCGCAAGCAGGGCUCGGGGGAUUACUUUUCACAAGUUUCCCAAGGACAAAGAUGUGAGGAAGAAGUGGGAAGUGGCUUUGAGGAGAGAAGGAUUCACUGCAAGUGUUUCAUCAGUUCUUUGCUCUCAACAUUUUAAGCAGGGUGAUUUUGAUAGGACGGGUCAGAUUGUCCGACUUCGUGAUGGUGUUAUUCCAUCCGUCUUCAGCUUCCCGGUUCACCUCCAAAGAUUGGAAAAGGGCAUGGCUACGUCUGCCUCCAGAAGAGCUGAAGAAAUCCUGGCUGUGGCCUCUCAGGAUUCCCAAGAAAUGGCAACCUCACAUCCACAACCUCAGCCUAAUGAUGUGAAUAUUUCUACUUUAAACAUCACAUCAUAAUGUUCCGGGACAUAUUAAAAUCUCACUUGUUUGCUGCAAGUCAUAUUAAACACA